Molecule: messenger RNA, 549 nt
Organism: Mercurialis annua (annual mercury)
Lineage: Eukaryota; Viridiplantae; Streptophyta; Magnoliopsida; Malpighiales; Euphorbiaceae
Exons: 2
Coding region: 1-549 (182 amino acids)
Source: RefSeq, a predicted model, not a curated record
AUGGACCCUAAUGCUAUCAGCUAUGUACCUUUGUGGAUUCAACUGCCUGGUCUGCCAUGGGAGUUCUGGACAAUUGAGAUUUUGAGUAAGAUUAGGAGCUUCUGUGGAACUCCACUUUAUAGUGAUCAGUGUACUAUCAGUAAGGUUAAGUUGAACUUUGCUAGAGUACUUGUUGAAAUGGAAGUUGCUGGUCCAUUUCCUGAAGUUCCUGACCUCCAGGAUGAGAAUGGAAAUGUCUUUAAGCAGAAAAUAGUCUAUGAGUGGAGGCCCUUGUUCUGUGACAAAUGCUAUAGAAUGGGGCAUUCUAUCAAAAACUGUAGAGUUACUCAAAAUACUAAAAAAGCCCUUGAGAAAAGUAAAGCAAGCAGCAGUUCUAAAAAAGGAGAUAACAAUGGUAAAGAAAGAAGUAACUCCUUCAGUGCCCUUGUUGACAUAGCUGGCACUGACAUUGAUACUGGAGAAGUGAUGUUUAGUAGCAAUUUGAAAUUUGGAUCAGUUGGAGAUGGGAGGAAGGCUAGGCUGAACUAUAGGAUGAUUGAUAUAGAUUGA